Messenger RNA from Astyanax mexicanus (Mexican tetra), 4972 nucleotides. RefSeq names its product RAB6B, member RAS oncogene family a (gene rab6ba). The coding region runs from base 158 to 784 and encodes 208 amino acids. Gene Ontology annotation, molecular function: GTP binding; GTPase activity. The record is from RefSeq and is a predicted model, not a curated record. The transcript is spliced from 8 exons. Lineage: Eukaryota; Metazoa; Chordata; Actinopteri; Characiformes; Acestrorhamphidae.
CACCAUCCCCAGCCUGUGACAGUAGGCAGUAGUGAGAGCAGCAGCGGCGGAGAGAGACAGCGGGACAGAGCGCUGCUUCACCCGGCUACACACCCGCCACCACCGCCACCCAACGCCGGACCCGCCGCCCUCCGCCCUGUCCCCGCGCGCUGCAGGCAUGUCCGUGUCCACCGACUUCGGGAAUCCGUUACGGAAAUUCAAGCUGGUGUUUCUGGGGGAGCAAAGCGUGGGGAAGACGUCUCUGAUCACACGGUUCAUGUACGACAGCUUCGACAACACGUAUCAGGCUACGAUUGGAAUAGACUUCCUAUCAAAAACCAUGUAUCUGGAGGACAGAACGGUGCGGUUGCAGUUGUGGGACACAGCGGGUCAGGAACGCUUCAGGAGCCUCAUCCCCAGUUACAUCCGAGACUCCACUGUCGCUGUGGUGGUUUAUGACAUCACAAAUGUGAAUUCGUUCCAGCAGACCUCCAAAUGGAUCGAUGAUGUCAGAACAGAGCGAGGGAGUGACGUCAUCAUCAUGCUUGUGGGCAAUAAAACAGAUUUGGCUGAUAAGAGGCAGAUCACGAUUGAGGAGGGAGAGCAGAGGGCUAAAGAGCUCAGCGUGAUGUUCAUCGAGACCAGCGCCAAAACAGGAUACAACGUCAAACAGCUGUUUCGGCGUGUGGCCGCUGCCCUACCCGGGAUGGAGAGCAUGCAGGAGACGAGCAAAGAGGGCAUGAUUGACAUCAAGCUAGACAAACCGCAGGAGCCGCCCACCACCGAAGCAGGCUGUUCCUGUUAAUGGCCCUCAACCAAUCAGACGGCUCCAAUUUCAUCUACACCACAUGCUUGUUGUGUUGCUUCCUAUUGGUUAGCUUCCAGUUGAGUUUUUUUUUUUUUUCUUGAGAUUGGAUAUUUGGCACUCACAUUUGACCAUGGGUUCAUCCUCCGGUUGGAAACAGUGUUACGUCCAUUUACGUUGUAAAAUAGUGUACUUUAUUAACGAAAUUGCCAAAAAAAUGUCUUAAAAAUGUAAGAAAAAGAACAAAAAAAAUCCAAGAAAAUCAACAAAUGUCCUGAACAAACAGUAACAUAGUAGUUUUUGGUUUGUUUUUUGUUCUUUUGUAUUUUAUUUUUUAUAUUCGAGGAAAUGCUUGAGAAGGCAACAUUUAAACACCCUUUUGCUAGAAGGAGAAAGAUUACAAAAGUAACAGACAGGAUAUACAGAACCUGAACCAUAGUAAAAUUAUUAUAAUAAUUACUGAAAUAACGAUAAUACAAAGCGAGCCUGCAUGCAAGACUUUCUUUUUUGGGUUGUUCUAAUGUUUUUAUUCCACUAUAAAUUCUGUCAGAUGGUGUAUUAUGUGUACACGACUUUGAAGGUGUCCAUAUAAAUGCUUACCUACACCUGUAACUUAAUGCACUGCGUCCAGAUUUCACCUUAUUUUUUUAAUUUUGUAAUAUUUUUAAGUUUCGUAAGUGUUUCGGUGUAUUCGAGUGAUCUAGACCCACAGUAGAGGCCCUAGGCUCCAACAUAGACCGUCAUUAUAGACUCUCUUCAUUCUUCGUCACAUCCUGAAUGGUGAACGUCCUGGUUUGUACGUACAGUAUGUUCUUGUACAGUUCUUCACGAGUUUCUCUCACACAUGCAGUGUGAAACCUUUUAGAUAUUUGGGAAUUUGGAGCGAGAAGCUGAGCAUUAUCUGCUGUUUUGAUGGAGGCACGCUUUAGGUAGGCUUUCUCUCACGCUUGUAAGAUGUUUCCUCAGCUGUAAUCGUUGUGUUACAAAUUGUACAAGACCUGAGUAUACUGUAAGAGCUCUUAAAAAUAUACAUCAUAUUACAAUUAGGGAUGCACCAAUAUGAGUCUUUCUUUUACAAUACACUUACCAAUAAGUAUAGAAUAAUAUCAAUACUGAUCUGAUACUGUUCCUCACACAUCUUCCAGUGAUGUCUUCUUGACCCAGCUCUAAUCUCUUUUUACUGCUAGAAAAUUCCUGAAACUGCCAAAAAGUGUUUUUAUUAAUCUAUACAAGGAAUUUAAAAUUGGAAUGUACUGAAAAAUAUAUAGUAAGAAAAAACAAAUUAUCUGUUGUCGCUGUUUUUGGAUACUUUGCAAAGUCUACAAAUGAAAAUGAAGCAGAUUAAGAAAUACAAUCCUUACAGCAAAAAGUUUGAGUAUAAUGCAAGUAAACAACAGAUCUGUUUAUUUUCUGGACCUUUUACAAACAUUUCUGAUCCUGAUCACUCAGCAGAUGCAGAGACUGGAGCAUUGAAAAGCGGGUCAGCUGAUUUUCGGGUCUAACUGAUUUUCUGAGCUGGAUUACCUGCUGACAGUUGAUGAGAACCCUGAUUAGAUGUACUGUUGUACUGUAUCUCUAGUUUCUAAAACUCAAAAACUGAGUUAUGAACCUAGAAUGUCCACAUUUUGGGCAUUGGAUUUAGUCAUUUUCAGGUACCCAGUCCAUCUAAGUUUGUAAAUAUCAGGAGCAAUAUAUAUAUCGUACCUCUUCUCGUUUUGGUGUAUCCCUAAUUACAACAAACUUGAGAUUUCUCUUCUUAAGACAGAAAAAAAACUGACACAGGUCGACUUAGAUAGGUCUUAACCUGUUAACAUGCUGUAGUGUGUAGGUUUCCUUGUAAAUAGGGUCGGUCAUAUGCUCUCAGAUAAGUGAGAUCAGUGAGUAUGUGGAAAAUUCUCCAGAGCACGAUUAGCCAGCUAACGAGAAUUAGCAUUAUUUAGGUGUUGUAUAGGCGUGUCUUGGCCAGGGGAACACUGUGGUCAGCCCCUCCUCUUUUUUGGGCCAGUAAUCAGUAGUACGCUGGCUGUAGGAGUCAGAACAGCACUGAGCGGUAGCAUACGUACGUACACUACUUUUAUUGGUGUGAAUCUUUAAAGCACUUUUUGAUGGAAGAUAGAGGAAGAGAUGUAAAGGUUUCGGGGUUGAUGUCUAAUAUCUAAUAAUGUAUCUGUUAUUCACUUCCUUUUAGGAUGGGUUUAAUGAACACCAUGUAGGUGACCCAUCUGACCCAUCUCUAGAGCUGCCAGAACAAAGUUAGAACUAAACUGACUCUGACUUUCUUUUUUAAAUGAGCCAAAAACUGGUGCCACCUGAAGGCAUUCCUGAUGCUUUAGCUGCCCUGCUGUUAAAAAUCCAGCUGGUUUCAGAUGGUCUAAGCUGGAGCACUUUGAUGAUCAAGGUGAAUGAAAAGCUGCUCAUCCAGACAAAAAACAUAUCCUAUACUCUUGACCAGCAGAGAGGAUGUUAAAUAAGAUUUAUACAUUUUGUUUGACCAGCUAUAUAUAUAUAUAUCCAGCUAAGAAUUUUUGGUUAGUAGAUUGUUUUCUGUACUUUCCAGUUCCAGUAGAAAUUUCAAUCUGUCAAGUUUUCUGGAUGUUCUUAGAAAGAUUUUAAUCAAUGUUUUUAAAAAGUUUUGGGAAUGUUUGAAAUUUUAACAUUUCUGUAAUUUUAGUAGCUGGGAACGUUAUGUAAGGAAUGUUCUAAUAACAUUGUGAUGCAAACCAUUAUUAUAUCACAUGUUUUCAGAACAUUAUAGAACAUUAUUUCUGUAACGUUACAGGCUAACCUUCCUGGAACAUUUUCUAAACUAUCAAACUAACAAAACCUUCCCUAUACUAGUACGCUAACCGUAAGUUAUAAUUGAUAUAGGGUUAUGCUGGUCAUAUUAGUUAAGCUACAUGGUCAAGAUGAUAUUAUGAUACUGUGAUUCUGUGAUACACAAUAUAUAUCACAAGAUAAUUCUUUACAAUACUUUAUUGCAUCUGUGUUACCGAAGAUGAUGAAAUAUAUAUUCCUAAAUAAGCAAAUACCAGAAAUUAUGAAUUUAUUGGUCAGUUUCACAGAAUUUCACAAUCAAAAUUCUUCACCACAGGUUUAUUAACCCUUUUCAUUUGAUUAUAGCCCCUAAAUGUGGAGAAAUUAAGCAGUAAGCCUAAUUGGAGGGGAGAUUCUUAGAAAGUUUAGAGCUCCUAUGUCAAUACAAAUUUAAUAAAAAAUAUGUUGGCUCAUAUUUUAUGGAUGGCAAGCAGAAAUACAGUACAUCGCAGUAUCAAUAUUUUGUCCAACUCUUACUAUUUGCUGGUCAAGAGCUUAGCAUUUAUUCAUACUAUACUGGUUGACAGUAUACUUUGGUCAGGUUGAUCACACUUACAGAUUAACUAGCUACACCAUCAAACUGAUCAACCAGUUGAACCAAGAUUAUCAACUUUUUUUCAGCAGGCUAUUCACAAAUAACAAUGCUCAGCUUAUCUGUAGUGAAUGCUGGAGUGACUGAUACAGUGUUGUGGAAAAGUAUUUGCAAAUCUAUAGAUUUCUCAUACUGAUAUUUUUAUGUCGAUUAUCAAACAAACAAAUUUAAUAUCAGACAAAGAUAACCUUAGUAAACAGAUAUUUAAAUUUAUUAAGGGAAAAAAAUAUCCAAAGCAAUCUAGCCCUGGAUGAAAAAAGUGUUUUUCCUCUAAACCUAAUAACUUAGUUGUGCCAUCCUUGGCAGCAACAACUGCUAUCAAGCUUUACUGAUAACAGAUUAAUUUAUGGGGGGGGCAAACACUUUUUCAUAAAGCAGACAAACCAAGUCUCCCUGAAGCUGCGGGAGUCUCCCGCAUUUCGGUAGUGGCUCCCUGAUGCCCGCGAGUCACAUAUAAUCUCCCGGAAUUCAAAACAGUGCCCCAAACGCGCACACAGGCGACAGACUUUUUUUCUCUAAUCACGUGUGGGAAGGAGAGAGAGAAAACAGAGAGGGUUCUGAUUGGCCUGUUCUCUGCAAAGAGUCUGUGAGACAGCCAAUCAGUUUUUAGUGUGGGCGGGCAGUGUUUUCCCCCCCUCCCGGAUGGGAUUUGUUCAGCGAGUGAGAGAAGCAGAUCAUGGUGGAGGCAAUAUUAAUAAUUAUUGUAAUAUGAUAUCAAACGUUUUUGAUGUGCAAUUUUUUGUGAUAUUGUAACUGUCAAUUUGGCAAAUAAAGGUUUUUUU